CCGCGGGAGGGAGCGGGCGGAAGGUGCGGGGGGGCAGCGCCAUGGCCGAGAGAUACGACGUGGUCGUGGUCGGGGGCGGCGUCUCAGGUCUUUCAGCAGCUAAACUGCUGACUGAAUCAGGCUUGAAUGUGGUGUUGCUGGAAGCCAAUGACAGGGUUGGUGGAAGAACUUUCACCGUAAGGAAUAAGCAAGUUAAAUAUGUGGACCUUGGAGGAGCUUAUGUGGGGCCAACACAAAAUCGUCUUCUGCGGUUAUCUAAAGAGUUAGGAAUAGAGACAUAUAAAGUGAAUGAAGUUGAGCACCUGAUACACCAUGUCAAGGGUAAGUCUUACCCCUUUAAAGGUCCAUUCCCUCCUAUGUGGAAUCCAUUGGCCUACCUGGACUACAACAACCUAUGGAGGACCAUGGAUGAAAUGGGAAAGGAGAUUCCCAGUGAAGCCCCAUGGAAAGCUCCACAUGCAGAAGAAUGGGACAAAAUGACUAUGCAAGAUUUCAUAGACAAAACCUGUUGGACAAAUGCUGCCAAAAGUUUUGCAACUCUGUUUGUGAAUGUGGAUGUCACUUCUGAACCCCAUGAGGUCUCUGCCCUUUGGUUUUUGUGGUACGUGAAGCAGUGUGGAGGGACAACAAGGAUAUUCUCAACGACCAAUGGAGGACAGGAGAGGAAGUUUGUUGGGGGCUCUGGCCAGAUCAGUGAGAAAAUAAUGGAGCGCCUGGGAGGCCGGGUAAAGCUGAGGAAGCCAGUCAUCCGCAUCGACCAGUCGGGUGAAAGUGUCAUAGUGGAAACCUUAGAUCAUGAAUUAUAUGAGGGCAAAUAUGUGAUCAGUGCCAUUCCCCCAGCUCUUGUUUUGAAGAUUCAUUUCAACCCACCUUUGCCCCCAAUGAGAAACCAGCUCAUCAACCGUAUCCCCAUGGGCUCAGUCAUCAAGUGCAUUGUGUACUAUACAGAAACUUUCUGGAGAAAGAAAGGAUAUUGUGGUACCAUGAUCAUUGAAGAUGAAGAUGCUGCAAUUGGUUUAACACUUGAUGACACUAAGCCUGAUGGCAGCUUUCCUGCCAUAAUAGGCUUCAUUCUUGCUCGGAAGUGUAGAAGACUGACAGGCCUCACAAAAGAAGAAAGGAAGAUGAGGCUUUGUGAGCUCUAUGCAAAGGUUCUGGGAUCAGAGGAAGCUUUACAUCCAGUGCAUUAUGAAGAGAAGAACUGGUGUGAAGAACAGUAUUCUGGGGGCUGCUACACAGCCUACUUCCCACCAGGCAUAAUGACUCAGUAUGGAAGGAUUAUUCGGCAGCCCAUUGGCAGGAUCUAUUUUGCUGGUACAGAGACAGCCACAGAGUGGAGUGGAUACAUGGAGGGGGCUGUGCAGGCUGGAGAAAGAGCAGCCAGAGAGAUACUGUUUGCUAUGAGAAAAAUCCCAGACAGUGAAAUCUGGAAGCCAGAACCUGAAUCAACUGAUGUUCCAGCUUUGCCCAUCACUACAACCUUCUGGGAGAGGAACUUGCCGUCUGUGCCAGGACUGCUAAAACUGAUUGGAUUUUCCACUUUCUUUACCUCUGUGGCUGCGGCUGGGUUAUUUGCUUACAAAAAGGGACUUGUAGUUCGAAACUGAAAAAGCCAUGUCUUGCUACGAUUAUGCUAUGGAUUUUAUCACCACUAUGGGAUUAAAGAGAAGGAUUUGCUGCUGUUUUCUUGAUAUCUUCCACGUAAAAGGAAUAUGUGGAACUUUGUGUAUGUGGAUGCCAGUGUGAUAAGAAAAUUGACAAAUGUUGGUGAAGAAUCAAGUUGCCUCCCCAUGGGUAGAAGGAACUGUUGGCACUGGCUAACAUUUUUAAAAUUCCUUCAUGUUAACCCUUCAAAGAGAGGAAUGAAUUCUGGUUUAUCAGGUAACCAGUUCUGCUAUAUUCUUAAUUUAUUAACAUGUUUGGUGAGAAAUCUGCUAUCAUGAAAGUUCCAACAGUUUACCAGCUUCGUAAAAUAUAUUAUAGGAACAACCGUGGAAAUAAUUGUAUUUGUCUCUUAUGAACUGAUUUGUGUUAUCAUGCAUAUUUUGUAAGGCUCUUAAGAGUUUGCAAAAAAAAAAAAAAAGUUUACUUGCUUGUAAACUGUUCUGAUAACAACUGUAUAUUGCAAAGGAUGUUGGGUCAUGGCAUGAAAAUCUGUGUUAACCAAAGUACUUGAAAGCUAAUUGUAUAAACUACUUGACAAUAACAAGGAAGUGAGCAAUCUGAA
This is a messenger RNA of Tyto alba (common barn owl), 2227 nucleotides long. RefSeq names its product amine oxidase [flavin-containing] B. Bases 42 to 1607 code for a protein of 521 amino acids. Gene Ontology annotation, molecular function: oxidoreductase activity. The record is from RefSeq and is a predicted model, not a curated record. The transcript is spliced from 16 exons. NCBI's taxonomy places the organism in Eukaryota, Metazoa, Chordata, Aves, Strigiformes, Tytonidae.